AUGGACGCACCAAUGAUUGAACUCAAGUCUGCCCUGGCUUCACUGUUUGAAUGCGGCAAAUACUCAGAUCUGACCAUUGUUUGUGGAGCCAAAAGAUACCAGGUGCACCGCCUACUCCUCGCAACCAGAUCCACCUUCUUCGAGGGCGCCUGUCGAGGCGGCUUCAGAGAGGCAGAGAGCGGGGUCAUUGACCUGAGCGAAGAUGACGCGGAAGCGGUAGAACACAUGAUCCACUACUUUUACCACAUGGACUACCUCAGCAGCAAGAAGCCACUCUCGCGCCGCUCCUCACAACGCUCCAACCGGCCUGCAUCGUCACGAUUCUCGCGGCCAAGCCAGCCCAAGAAACUCAACCUCGCCGCCAUCGAAGACCCGUUGCUGGCGCUUGUGGCCGCAGCCAACAGCGCAAUGCCAUCGACGCCUCCGCCAGAGGAGCAGCCGUCGCAGGGCGUCGACGCCUUCGCCAAGAUGCCGGCAUCGCCCAUGGCUGCGCAGUUUUUCGAGGAUGACGACGUCGAGAGCGUGCUCUCCGACACGGAGCUCGAUGUGGAGUCGACGCAUCUCGUCACACACGCAAAGGUGUACGCAAUCGCAGAGAAAUAUGGCAUUGCUGGCUUGAAAGCGCUUGCGCGUAGCAAGUUCAUCGAGCAAAUCGACCUGCACCUCGGCAGCUCAGAAUUCCCAGAGGCAUGCCAAGAGGCAUACGAGUCCACCUUCCACACGGACCGCGGCCUGCGCGACGUUAUCAUCCAGGCCUUCCGCGCCAACCCUGGCCUCUCGCUCCGGUCAGACGUCGAGAUGAUGGUGCGAGAGACGCCCGGCCUUGCUUUUGAGCUCUUUCGAAUGGCUAGCGGACUUCCCGUCUCCUCGUGA
Molecule: messenger RNA, 873 nt
Organism: Exserohilum turcica Et28A
Lineage: Eukaryota; Fungi; Ascomycota; Dothideomycetes; Pleosporales; Pleosporaceae
Exons: 4
Coding region: 1-873 (290 amino acids)
Molecular function (GO): protein binding
Source: RefSeq, a predicted model, not a curated record